Molecule: messenger RNA, 1573 nt
Organism: Eurytemora carolleeae
Lineage: Eukaryota; Metazoa; Arthropoda; Copepoda; Calanoida; Temoridae
Product: tubulin polyglutamylase TTLL4
Exons: 17
Coding region: 324-1562 (412 amino acids)
Biological process (GO): protein polyglutamylation; microtubule cytoskeleton organization
Cellular component (GO): cilium
Molecular function (GO): tubulin-glutamic acid ligase activity; tubulin binding
Source: RefSeq, a predicted model, not a curated record
UGUAGUUGGACCAAAGCACAAACCAGUUGGUGUUGAACGAGGUUGUUAUAGAUCGAGGACCAUCUCCUUAUCACAUCGGUUCAGGGUGAUGGUUUGAUUGUCUCUACCCCCUACUGGAAGUACAGCCUAUGCUGUUGCUGCUGGAGCAAGUAUGAUACAUCCCGCUGUCCCAGCAGUCAUGGUUACUCCUAUCUGUCCUCACUCUCUCUCAUUCUGUCCUAUCGUGGUUCCUGCCGGGGUAGAGCUCAAGAUCUCCGUAAGCCCCGACAGCAGGAACACGGCGUGGGUCUCCUUCGACGGGAGGAAGCGACAGGAACUGUGUCAUGGUGACAGCUUUAGGGUUAACAUCAGUAUCCAUCCGAUUCCAUCGAUCUGCUCACAGGGACGGAUUCUGCAAUCUAGCUCCGGGGUUGUUAAAGGACUCGGGAGUCAGGAAAAUGCGUGGAGAAAAAUGUUUAAAAUCGUCCAUAUUUCCAAAUAUUCCUCCUUUCAUCGUCAACCUUCCAACAAUCAACCAACAAGGUUACUUUUUAGAAAUAGGAAAGAAUACAGAGAAUGUCCCCGAACCACCAGAACUAAGAACGAUUGAUAUGAUGGUAGAGUUGAGGGAGAGCUUGUGGAGGAUACCCUUGGCUUUCCUGGAGAUUGUCAGGAUUCAUGAACUCAAGACUAAAGAUCGGCCAGUGUUCGGGGCUAACGUAGCAAUACCUAAAACAUUUACGAAAGAUAAGACAAACCAUGUAAAAAAAUCCUACUCCAAGCCAAAGUCAAUGAUUACAGAUGAAAAAGUUUUGAUGGUGAGGUCAGAAGUUCCCCGAGUUCCCAAAGUUCCCGGAUUUUUCCGACAAAACACUAAGGAUCAAUCCUCCUUCUCAGACGAUCAUGGAGGUGUAAAAGUAUCACCGUUCCCAGCCUGUACACAGAUAUCAAGGAAGGAUAAUCUGUGGGUGCAUUUUAAGAUGAUGCAGGAUAAAUAUGGAACUAAAGAAUUCAACUUUCUUUCUGAUUCUUACAAUCUUCCAGGACACAGAGUUGAAAUAGAGAGAAGGAUGGGGCUGGAGCCUGGAUCUCUCUGGAUUAUUAAACCGCUGGGAAGAAACAACGGAACAGGAAUCAGGGUGAUAAAUAGUCUAGUCGAUUUACCUGGCUAUGAUGAGGAGGUGUGUGUACAACGGUACAUAGAGAAUCCAUAUCUGAUUCAUAACAAGAAGUUCGAUCUCAGAAUUUAUGUUUUGUUGACAAGCUUGGAUCCUUUAAGAAUCUACAUUUAUGACGAAGGACUAGUAAGGUUUGCAACUGAGAAAUACAGUUUAGAUACAGCAGUUCUCAGCAACUCAAGGGUUCAUGUUACCAACUAUGCGAUCAACAAGGAUUCAGAUAAGUUUGUGAUCAACACCAGUCCUGAUCUUCCCACUGGGAACAAGUGGAGUUUGUCUAGUUUAUGGAGAUAUCUCUCCGAACAUAGUUCCAACACAGCACGCUUAGAUACAUUUCAGGUUUGGUCUGAUAUACAGGAUAUAGUUAUUAAAAGUAUUUUCUGUGGUCUAGACUCUAUUAGGUAAGAUUGAUUUGU